This is a messenger RNA of Lepidothrix coronata (blue-crowned manakin), 1313 nucleotides long. RefSeq lists its product as uncharacterized. The record is from RefSeq and is a predicted model, not a curated record. The transcript has 2 exons. Lineage: Eukaryota; Metazoa; Chordata; Aves; Passeriformes; Pipridae. Bases 519 to 1313 code for a protein of 264 amino acids.
UGUUUGAGCCCCCGCCCUGACCCCCCCGUACCCGUUCCCCGGAGCAGCGCAGGGACACGGGGAUCUGUGGAAUCACUGCCGCCUUCCCUGUGGUUCUCCUCCUCUCCCGGCAGCCUCUGGACGCUGUGGAAUGCUGGAAUGCUGAAUAAAGCCGGGGCUGCUGGCCCUGCUUCCCUACAUUGUGACCUCAGGGUCAGGUCCUUGGGGACGUUCCCACCUCGCUCCGGCACGUCCCAUCCCGCUGAUAUCCCUAAUUCCCACCUGCCCCCUUUUCCCCGGCUCCCAGGGAGGUGGCCCCACACCCGGAAGGGCUGUACCCCCCUCCCGAAGUGCUCCAAGCUCCACGUUCCCGGUGCUCUGGGACUCCCCGGAGUCCCGUUGUUGCGGUUGCCGGGAGACCGAGUCGCAUUCCGCGGCAACAUUCCACACCCUCUCGGCCGGCCGGGAAGGCCGGGAGCCGCUGCCAGCACCUCCAGCCAUGGCGUAGGGCCCUUCCCUGGGGCUAUCCCGGUGCCAGGAUGCCUUCCCUGCCGCAGGAUUCCCCCGCCGGGGGCUUGGGCACGGGAUUCCCGCUGGUGAGGGUGCACGGCGGGGACCGCUCCGACCUGCUGAGCCUCUACGUCACCACCUACGAGGCGUCCUUUGGGAAGAGACCCCCGGGAUUGUCCCACAAGUUCGAGGGGCGUGUUUUGGGAGUCAAACCCCCCAACCAGGCGUCCGUGCACCCGCUCCUGGGGGUCCAUUCGGGAUCCGGAUACGUCACCAACAACUACUCUGCCCUCUCGUCCCUGAUCACCCCGCGCCCCGAGUGCCCGGACCCCUUCGUGUCCAUGUCCGCCACCUCCGAGGAUUUCAGGCCCUUCGGGCGCCCGCAGUUCCAGAGGAUCCUGCCCCAGUGUGUGGAUGAGCCGGAGUGUUCGUAUCCCCCCGAGUUUUCCCUCUCCCGGAUCCGUUAUGAGGGGCUGAAGCCUCCCAAGUUAUCCAGGGGAUCCAGUGCCAACAGCGGCUGCUCCAGUCCUGCCCAGCCAGGUAUGGAUUUGGGAGGGGGGGGAUCCAGGGAAAGCUCCCUAGGAGGGUUUGGGGUGUCGGGACCCCAGGGAAAGCUCUGUUCCCAGGAAGGUUUUGGGGUGUUGGGAUGCCAGGAAAAGCUCCAUCCACACCAGAGUUUGGGGUCCUGGUGGUUCCAGGCCCAGCUCCAUCCCCAGGAGGGUUUGGGGUCCUGGUGGUUCCAGGCCCAGCUCCAUCCCCAGGAGGGUUUGUCAUAUUGGGAUCCCAGGGAAAACUUCAUCCCCAGGAAGAUUUUGGGGUCCUAG